This is a messenger RNA of Nicrophorus vespilloides, 1932 nucleotides long. RefSeq lists its product as uncharacterized. The record is from RefSeq and is a predicted model, not a curated record. The coding region runs from base 263 to 1888 and encodes 541 amino acids. Lineage: Eukaryota; Metazoa; Arthropoda; Insecta; Coleoptera; Silphidae. The transcript is spliced from 6 exons. Gene Ontology annotation, cellular component: nucleus. Gene Ontology annotation, molecular function: DNA binding.
AUAUACAACAUAUGGUAAAACCUGUUUUUAUGCGAUUUGUUUUGUGCGAUUUUUAUUUGUUAGUCGAUCAAGGUGGCUUUAUACACCCGGUAUGCCGCCAUCUUUGUUUUGAAACAUCAGGUUGUACACUCCAAGGCGCUCUGUUCAUUUGUUAUGAACAGAGCUUUCGUUUGACGCUUCGUAUUCCAAGUUGUAACCACGACUCGCUUGAUUUAGGAUUCAUUUUAUAGUGAGAUUAAAGACGGAUGAAGUACACGCUAAAAUGAAUAAUUGUAGCCAAAAAGUGAAAAGAAAGACAAUUCCAUUAGAAACAAAGAUUCUAAUAUUAAAGAGACUAGAAAAUGGUGAAGGAUCCACAGCUGUUGCUAACGAAUUUAAAUUAGGUGAAUCCACUAUAAGAGCUAUACAGAAACGUGCGAGUAAAAUAAAUGAAUCUAUUAAUAGUGCAACAAACGAAAGCAGUAGAAGGGCAUCAUAUUCAAGAAAUAUUGUAAUAGAGAGAACGGAACAGGCUCUCGUGUUUUGGAUGAAAGAUUUAACUAACAAAGGGAUUCCCAUUCACGGAGAUUUAAUUAGAGAAAAAGCCAGAGAGUAUUUCAACCAGCUAAAGGAUUUAGAACCAUCUAGUUCCUCAUCCUGUUUUGAUAACCUGAAAUUUUCUGCGAGCAAGAGCUGGUUAACUGGAUUUUUACGACGUUACGCACUGCACAAUGUGAAGAUACAAGGCGAGGCUGCUGCGUCCGCCGAUGAAACAGGAGCUAAGAAUUAUUGUAAAGUACUAGCAAAAGUCAUUGAUGAUGGUGGACAUUGCCCGGAUCAAGAUGAUACUGAGGAGGUCCACAUUGAAGGUGAAAAUUCGGAAGGAUCUGAAAACGGUAGCAUUAAGCAAUCGAUGCAGGAAAUUGAUGAGAUGUAUGAAUCGAAUUCGAAGCAAAUCAAAUUAUCUCCUUCGUCGAGGUUGAAAUCUGCGAAUUAUCCACCUCAGGACGAAUUUCAACUCUUCGGACAAAGCAUCGCCGUUCAAUUGAAAAACUUAUCCACAAAACGAUCGAUAUACGCGCAAAACGAAAUACAAGCUAUUCUGACGCGUCACAGACUUCUCGAUCUGCAUGACAAAGAAAAUCAAAACACGGAAAUUUUAAAUCAGGACUUUUCGGAAAAAAUCAAAACGGAAAUUGUCGACCAGGAAAUUGAAAAUCGGGAAAUUUCUAACUCGGAUAUUUUCAAACCGGAAACAAACCUGAACCAAUCGACUGAUACAAGUUGUAGUGAAGAACUGAUGGGUAAUGAAGACAUUAAGAUCGAGUACAAUUAUGAUGAAUACCACCUCAAUGACAACUCCAUGAUUACAGCCUCAGAAAAGAAUUCGAGGAAAUGUUAUACAGCAGCGGAAAAGCUGCUGGUAAUAGAAUAUGCAGAGACGAACGGCAAUCGGGAUGCGAGUCGCCACUUUUCUGUGAACGAGUCGAACGUUCGAUUCUGGCGGAAAAACAAAGAGGCGAUACAGGUGUUGCCUCGAAAGAAAAAAGCGAGUCGCGGUCAUCCGCCGAGUUUUCCGCACCUGGAAAAUGCAUUGGUGAAAUGGGUUGUCGAUAGGAGGCAAAUGGGUAUUCGCGUGCCGCGCAUCGAUAUCAAACUGAAAGCUCUGGAGCUCAAAGAAUCUCUUCUGGGCACUGAAGAAUUUAAAGCCUCUUAUGGAUGGGCAGUUCGAUUUAUGAAGAGACACGGUCUCGACGAAGAAGAGGAAGACUUGGGGAGUUUGAAAAGAGACAACGAGGAAGGCUGCGGUGUUUCCGUCGCAGACAGGACGAUCCUCGAACCCAGUGAUACUAAUAAUACCAAAUUCUUAAUGGAUGCUGCUGAUAUCAAAGUGGAAACCGAUAGUUGACUGAUAAACUAAAUAUUUAUAUAGAGAUUUAUAUAAGAAAAAUA